Microthlaspi erraticum is the source of this 1560-nucleotide messenger RNA. The record is from the annotation of a GenBank genome assembly. Lineage: Eukaryota; Viridiplantae; Streptophyta; Magnoliopsida; Brassicales; Brassicaceae.
AUGAAGCUUCCUUUGUUUGCAAUCCUUCAAAGAACACCGAGAGUUGCACUUACAUUAGCAUUUGUUCUAAUUCUCCUCACAAUAGUCCCUGCUUUAUAUUCUCUCCUUGCCAAUCCAAUCUUACCUCUAUCAAUCUCAUUAUCCGACACUGAUCAGACUCCUUCACCCGUGAAUGGUCCCAUUCCUGCUCCACCUGACCAUGCGCCUUCAAGACAUCGAGAUUCUUCACCCAAUCGGGUUCCUCCACCCGAGAAUGGUCCUAUCCCUACUCCACCAAACCAUACGCCUUUAAGACACCGGAAGUCUUCAUCCGGUCAGGUUCCUUCACCCAAGAAUGGUCCGAUUCCAGCUCCACUCGAUCAUACACCUUCAAGACAUCGGAAUUCUUCAUCCGAUCAGAGUCCUUCACCCGUGAACGGUCCCAUUCCCGCUCCCUUAAAUCACACGUCUUUAAGAGAUCAGAAUUCUUCAUCCUCAGUCACCACAUCAACAUCAAGGACGCGGAUCAGAGAUGAUGAGCAAAGGUGUGAUCUCUUUAACGGGGAAUGGGUACCGAACGAAGAGGCUCCAUACUACACCAACACGACUUGCUGGGCGAUACACGAGCACCAGAACUGCAUGAAGUACGGUAGACCAGACACCGAGUUCUUGAGAUGGAGGUGGAAGCCGGACGGCUGCGAUAUCCCCAUCUUUGACCCUCAAGAGUUUUUGGAAAUGGUUAGAGACAAAGCCAUGGGGUUUGUUGGUGAUUCCAUUAGCAGAAACCAAGUCCAGUCUCUCUUGUGCCUUCUCUCUAGGGUUGAAUAUCCUGAAGAUAUUUCUUCUUCACCAGAAACAGAUUUCAAAGUAUGGAACUACACAUCCUAUAACUUCACUCUUCAUGCCAUGUGGUCACCAUUUCUAGUGAAGUCUACCAAACCUGACCCUACAGAUCCCAAGUUCAACCUCUUCAGCCUAUACCUCGACGAGUAUGACACCAAGUGGACGAGUCAGAUCAACCAGCUCGACUAUCUGGUCAUAUCAUCCGGCCACUGGUUUUACCGGCCUGUUAUUUUCUAUGAAAACCAACAAAUCUCUGGUUGCCAAUACUGUGCGUUACCAAACACGACCGAGCUGCCUUUGUACUAUGGUUACAAGAAGGCUCUAAGAAUAUCUCUACAAGCUAUUCUCGAAAACUUCAAGGGUCUGGCAAUUUUGAGGAGCUUUUCUCCUCAACAUUUCGAAGGUGGGGCAUGGAACGAAGGAGGGGACUGUGUAAGGACACGGCCUUACAGAAGAAACGAGACUAUACCCGAAGGUCCAGAUCUCAAGCUUCGUGACAUUCAACUGGAGGAAUUUAGAGCUGCAGAAGAAGCAGGGAGGAAGAAGAAGGGCUUGAGACUGAAAUUGAUGGACACAACACAGGCAAUGCUAAUGCGACCAGAUGGGCAUCCUGGGAGAUACGGCCAUGAGCAGAAUGCAGAAGAGACUUUAAGAAAUGACUGUAUUCAUUGGUGUCUGCCUGGACCUAUUGAUACUUGGAAUGAUAUUUUGCUAGAAAUGAUGAAGACAGAGACGUAG